AUGAAGGUAUUAUUCGAUCUCACCUAUUAUCAAAUAAAAUUGCACAAUUCAUCAGGGAUUAAAUUCAUGAAAAUAGGAGUUCCAAAACCAGAUCCUUUUAAAUAAUUAAAUGGCAGUUUUGAUAAAGUCUUUAUUUAUCGUGAAGAAGUGAAUUUCAUUCUUUUCAAUCCAACCAAUCUCGAGCAUUUGAAUUGGGAGAACAGAAAAUCGCCUUAUUCGAGAUAUGCAUAUAGAUAAUCCAUUGUGGGCUCUGAGAAAAUUAUAAGUAUAUCCAAGCUACAAUUCAGGAUGAUUUUACAAUCAGCAUUUUGCUUUGAUCCUUCAGGAAUUUUAGCUAUAGCAGGUGGAUACCAAUUAAAUAAGACAAAGGGAGCUAAGAAAAAUAAAGAUAAAGAUAAAGAUAAAGAUUAAAAUAAAAAUAAAAACAAGAAAAAUUCUUAGAACAAAAAUGGAAAGAAAGAGAUCCAACAAGAAUUCGAGCCUGCAAAAAUAACAAAAGCUUACAACUUUAAGAUUAUUACUUACGAUAUUAAGAUAAGCUAAUGGAAUAUCUUAGAAUAAGAGCUUUAACACCAAAGGCAAAAUGCUAGUGUUUGCCUUUAAGAUGACUCCUUUUAUGUGUUUGGAGGAUGCUAUUAAGAUGAGAUAACUUUAAAGUACGAAAGAUAGACUUACAUAGAGAGAUUUAGUAUUGCUGACUAAUCUAUUAAAUACAAUCCUAUAAAACUGAGAAAAUCUAUUCUUCCACGAAAUACUGCAUUUGCGUAUCAUAUUGAAGAUUAGCAAUUCCUAAUAUUUGGAAAAUAGGAAAUACCUGAUAAGUCCCUUGAAGAUAAAAAAUUGAAACAAAAUAUAUAAAAGAAAUUUUCAACAGAAGACUAAAAAGAAUAGAUAUCAUUAAAAUUAUAAUGUUUCAAACUUGAUUUGAGCUAUGAUAAAAUUUGGAGAUUCAGGGAUAAAACUGAUAUGAAAAUUCCCAAGUCUAUAUAGAAUUAAUACCUUGAAGCCACAAGUACCAUGGAUAUUUAGUAAUCAAUAAGGAUGAGACAUGAUUUGAUAGCCUCUACAGCUUUAGGAUACUAUCAUUUCAAUUUUAGAGAGAGAUAAUUUGAGUUUAAAUUAGGACUUUGA
Messenger RNA from Stylonychia lemnae, 1131 nucleotides. The record is from the annotation of a GenBank genome assembly. NCBI's taxonomy places the organism in Eukaryota, Ciliophora, Spirotrichea, Sporadotrichida, Oxytrichidae.